Molecule: messenger RNA, 465 nt
Organism: Olea europaea var. sylvestris
Lineage: Eukaryota; Viridiplantae; Streptophyta; Magnoliopsida; Lamiales; Oleaceae
Product: ATP-dependent Clp protease proteolytic subunit-like
Exons: 4
Coding region: 1-465 (154 amino acids)
Biological process (GO): protein quality control for misfolded or incompletely synthesized proteins
Cellular component (GO): endopeptidase Clp complex
Molecular function (GO): ATPase binding; ATP-dependent peptidase activity; serine-type endopeptidase activity
Source: RefSeq, a predicted model, not a curated record
AUGUUCCAAGGGUUGGAUUGUUCGCCCAUUAAAGCAGUACGUGAGUUAGGUUCAGAACGUCGUGAGCCAGUUCGGUCCAUAUCUGGUGUGGGCAUUAGGGCAUUGAGAGGACCUUUCCCUAGUAGGAGAGGACUGGGAAGGACGCACACCUCUGGUGUACCAGUUAUUGUGCCCAAGAUAAAUGCUGGGAGAAGCAAAUACAACGGGGUGGAUCUAGAAAGUUGUCAACUUCUUGGCCUUAUGGUAUAUCUCAGUAUCGAGGAUGAUACCAAAGAUCUGUAUUUGUUUAUAAACUCUCCUGGCGGCUGGGUAAUACCUGGAGUAGCUAUUUACGAUACUAUGCAAUUUGUACAACCAGAUAUCCAUACAAUAUGCAUGGUAUUAGCCGCAUCAACGGGAUCUUUUAUCUUGGUUGGAGGAGAAAUUACCAAACGUCUAGCAUUCCCUCACGCUUGGCGCCAAUGA